Messenger RNA from Grus americana (Whooping crane), 1916 nucleotides. RefSeq names its product coactivator associated arginine methyltransferase 1 (gene CARM1). Gene Ontology annotation, molecular function: protein-arginine N-methyltransferase activity. The record is from RefSeq and is a predicted model, not a curated record. Lineage: Eukaryota; Metazoa; Chordata; Aves; Gruiformes; Gruidae. Gene Ontology annotation, biological process: peptidyl-arginine methylation.
GGGGGGGGCGGCGGCGGCUCCAAGAUGGCCGCGGUGUCGGUGUUCCCCGGCGUGCGGCUCCUCACCAUCGGGGACGCCAACGGCGAGAUCCAGCGGCACCAGGAGCAGCAGCCGCUGCGCCUCGAGGUCCGCACCGGCCCCGACAGCGCCGGCCUGGCGCUCUACGGCCAUGAAGACGUCUGCGUGUUCAAGUGCUCCGUGUCCCGCGAGACCGAGUGCAGCCGCGUGGGCAAACAGUCCUUCAUCAUCACGCUGGGCUGCAACAGCGUCCUCGUCCAGUUCGCCACCCCCACCGAUUUCUGUUCCUUUUACAACAUCCUGAAAAACUGCCGCGGCCACAACACGGAACGGUCGGUCUUCAGUGAGCGGACGGAGGAAUCCUCGGCCGUGCAGUACUUCCAGUUCUACGGGUACCUGUCCCAGCAGCAGAACAUGAUGCAGGACUACGUCCGGACGGGCACCUACCAGCGAGCCAUCCUGCAGAACCACAGCGACUUCAAAGACAAGAUCGUCCUGGACGUGGGUUGCGGCUCCGGCAUCCUCUCCUUCUUCGCGGCGCAGGCCGGGGCGAGGAAGAUUUACGCGGUGGAAGCCAGCACCAUGGCGCAGCACGCGGAGGUUUUGGUGAAAAGCAACAACCUGACGGACCGGAUCGUGGUGAUCCCGGGGAAGGUGGAGGAGGUGUCGCUGCCCGAGCAGGUGGACAUCAUCAUCUCCGAGCCCAUGGGCUACAUGCUCUUCAACGAGCGGAUGCUGGAGAGUUACCUCCACGCCAAAAAGUACCUGAAACCCAGCGGGAACAUGUUCCCGACGAUCGGCGACGUCCACUUGGCCCCGUUCACGGACGAGCAGCUCUACAUGGAGCAGUUCACCAAGGCCAAUUUCUGGUACCAGCCAUCCUUCCACGGCGUCGACCUCUCCGCGCUCCGAGGGGCGGCCGUGGACGAGUAUUUCAGGCAGCCCGUGGUGGACACUUUUGAUAUCAGGAUUUUAAUGGCCAAAUCGGUCAAAUACACCGUGAAUUUCUUAGAAGCCAAAGAAGGCGACUUGCACAGGAUAGAAAUCCCCUUCAAGUUCCACAUGCUGCACUCGGGGCUGGUGCACGGCUUGGCCUUCUGGUUCGACGUCGCCUUCAUCGGCUCCAUAAUGACGGUGUGGCUCUCGACGGCCCCCACCGAACCGCUGACCCACUGGUACCAGGUCCGGUGCCUCUUCCAGUCGCCGCUCUUCGCCAAAGCCGGCGACACGCUCUCAGGGACUUGCCUCCUCAUCGCCAACAAGAGACAGAGCUACGACAUCAGCAUCGUGGCCCAGGUGGACCAGACCGGCUCCAAGUCCAGCAACCUCCUCGACCUGAAAAACCCCUUCUUCAGGUACACGGGGACGACCCCCUCGCCCCCCCCCGGCUCCCACUACACCUCCCCGUCGGAGAACAUGUGGAACACGGGCAGCACCUACAACAUGAGCACGGGGAUGGCCGUCGCCGGCAUGCCCGCGGCGUACGACCUCAGCAGCGUUAUCGCCGGCGGCUCCAACGUCGGCCACAACAACCUGAUUCCUUUGGCCAACACCGGCAUCGUGAACCACACUCACUCCAGGAUGGGCUCCAUCAUGAGCACGGGCAUCGUCCAAGGCUCCUCCAGCGGCCAGAGCGGCGCCGGCUCCAGCACCCACUACCCCCUCAACAGCCAGUUCACCAUGGGGGGCCCCGCCAUCUCCAUGGCCUCCCCCAUGUCCAUCACCACCAACACGAUGCACUACGGGAGCUAAGGGGCUCCCCCCCCCCCGGGACUGCCAGCGCCAGGAAAACCAAAAACACCCGCCGCAGACCCCCCCCGGCCCGCGGCGGGGGCCGCCCAGGAGGAUUUUUGACCCUCCUACGAUAGACGAAGCCGCCCAGCCCACGCUCCGCCCGC